CUGCAUAUAAAGCCGCCGGACACACGACCAGUGGAGUCUACACACUUGGCCCACCCCUGUCCGGUGUAACGGUCUACUGUGACAUGGAUACAGCAGGAGGAGGAUGGACUGUCAUCCAGCGCAGAAUGGACGGGUCGGUUCCCUUCAGCCGGACCUGGGAGGAGUACAAGCAUGGGUUUGGGAACAAGAACGGGGAAUACUGGCUUGGGAACGAGAACAUCCACCGCCUGACACCGAAGGACUAUAGAAUGCGGGUGGAUAUGAUGGACUGGGGUGGGGAGACGGCCUACGCAGCAUACGAUACGUUUAGGUUGGCCGGUGAGUCGGACCAGUACCGGCUGACCGUUUCCGGGUAUUCAGGCGACGCGGGAGACGACAUGAAUUACAACAACAGGAUGAUGUUCUCCACUGUGGACAGGGACAAUGAUUAUGCCAGCUGGAACUGUGCUCAGUCGCGCGGACAGGCCGGCUGGUGGUUUCAUAAAUGCAGCUUGGCCCACCCCAACGGCCGCUACCUGGGCAACUGUGGGAACUCCUGUCCAAGCGCGCAAGGUGUGACGUGGGGCAACUGGAGAGGCCAGCAAUACUCCCUAAAGUCUGUGUCUAUGAAAAUCAGGCCACGAUAAUCGCAUCUGCUCUACUAAAUCUGAUCACACCCAGUUAUCCACAAAACCAUCAAUCCUACAUGUCUGUAAAGCUGACA
Messenger RNA from Branchiostoma belcheri (Belcher's lancelet), 703 nucleotides. RefSeq names its product angiopoietin-related protein 7-like. Bases 84 to 626 code for a protein of 180 amino acids. NCBI's taxonomy places the organism in Eukaryota, Metazoa, Chordata, Leptocardii, Amphioxiformes, Branchiostomatidae. The record is from RefSeq and is a predicted model, not a curated record. The transcript has 3 exons.